Papaver somniferum (opium poppy) is the source of this 688-nucleotide messenger RNA. Its product is annotated as olee1-like protein. The record is from RefSeq and is a predicted model, not a curated record. NCBI's taxonomy places the organism in Eukaryota, Viridiplantae, Streptophyta, Magnoliopsida, Ranunculales, Papaveraceae. Bases 130 to 618 code for a protein of 162 amino acids. The transcript is spliced from 2 exons.
UUUCAUCUAUCAGCACCACUUCAAUAAAUAAAUAUACAUACCUUCUUGUGAGGAGAAUCUCCCUGCCAUCUCUUACAAAUAAAAUACAGACACCCAAUAAAACUAUAAAAAAAACCAAAUAAUUAAGAGAUGGCAAAGUUCUCUCAUUCAGUUCUCUUCCUUGCUGCUGCUCUCUGCUUCGUUUCAGCUGUAAGCUGCGAAGACUUCAAAGUCCAUGGAAUGGUUUACUGUGACACAUGCCUCGCCGGAUUCGAGACCAGAGUCAGCGAAUACAUUUCAGGCGCAAAUGUGACCUUAGAAUGUAGAGACAGAGAAGGAGGUCAUCUGACAUACACAGGAAACGGUGUGACUGAUGAGACCGGUGGGUACACCAUCUUGGUUGAUGGAGAUCAUGAAGAAGAGGUUUGUCAAGUGGUGCUCACUGAAAGCCCUAGAUCUGAUUGUACCAGGAAAAUCCCAGGAAGGUCAGUUGGUCGUGUUGCCAUCACCGCUAACAACGGAAUCCAAGAACCAGUUAGAUUUGUCAACUCUCUUGGUUACCUCAAGGAUGAGCCACUUGAUGUUUGUCCUCAAGUUAUUGCUGAAUUGGGACUUACCCCUGAAGACAUCAUGGUCUAAAUUUACUGACAUUUGUCAAAUUGUAUAAUCAAAUUAUAUGAAUAAAUAAAGAUUUUAUGUCUGUCUCUAA